GGCACAUGACAAGCUGUGCUCAGGAGCCUCCAGGGAGAGCCAGCUAAUCCUGUUCAGCAGAGCAACGAGACAGGAUGGCUGCAGAGUUUGGGGAGCUGACUCAAAAUCCCCUGCAGAAAGUGUGGAUUCCCCGCACCAGCAAGCGCCUGCAGCGCAGGGGGUCUUCUGUGCCACAGUUUACCAAUUCACCAACCAUGGUGAUCAUGGUGGGGCUGCCCGCUCGAGGGAAAACCUACAUCUCAAAAAAGCUCACCCGCUACCUCAACUGGAUUGGAAUCCCCACGAAAGUGUUCAAUGUCGGGCAGUACCGCCGUGAAGCCGUCCAGACCUACAAGAAUUACGAGUUUUUCCGCCCAGACAAUGAAGAGGCCAUGCAGAUCCGGAGGCAGUGUGCGCUGGCAGCACUUCGGGACGUCCACACGUACCUGAGCUCUGAAGAGGGCCAAGUGGCGGUUUUUGAUGCCACGAACACCACCCGGGAACGGCGUGCCCUCAUCUUGCAGUUUGCCAAGGAGCACGGCUACAAAGUUUUCUUCAUUGAAUCUAUUUGUGAUGACCCGGACAUCAUCCAGGAGAAUAUCACACAAGUGAAGCUGAGCAGCCCGGACUACAAGGACUGCAACCGGGACGAAGUGGUGGAGGAUUUCCUGAAGCGGAUCGAGUGCUACCAGAAGACCUACCAGCCCCUCGACGAUGAACUGGACAGCUCCCUGUCCUACAUCAAAAUCUUCAACGUUGGUAGUCGGUACCUGGUGAACCGGGUUCAGGACCACGUGCAGAGCCGCACAGUGUAUUACCUGAUGAACAUCCACGUGACGCCUCGUUCCAUCUACCUCAGCCGGCACGGGGAGAGCGAGCUCAACUUGCGGGGGCGCAUUGGGGGUGACUCAGGACUGUCUGAACGUGGCAAACAGUUUGCCUGUGCCUUGGCCACCUUCAUCCGCUCCCAAUGCAUCCAGGACCUCAAAGUCUGGACGAGCCACAUGAAGCGCACUAUCCAGACAGCAGAAGCGUUGCAUGUCCCCUACGAGCAGUGGAAGGCACUGAACGAAAUUGAUGCGGGUGUCUGUGAAGAAAUGACUUAUGAGGAGAUCCAAGCCAAUCAUCCAGAAGAGUUCGCCCUGAGAGACCAAGACAAGUAUCGAUACCGCUAUCCUAAGGGAGAGUCGUAUGAAGAUUUGGUGCAGCGCCUGGAACCUGUCAUAAUGGAGCUAGAACGGCAAGAGAACGUGCUGGUCAUCUGCCACCAGGCUGUCAUGCGCUGUCUCCUGGCCUACUUCCUAGACAAAAGUGCAGAGGAAUUGCCGUACCUGAAGUGCCCACUACACACUGUUCUGAAGCUAACACCAGUGGCCUAUGGCUGUGAGGUGGAAUCGAUCUUCCUCAACAUUGAGGCUGUGAACACACACCGGGAACGCCCACAGCAUCGGUCCUACAAAGCUAGCCAGGCCCCCUUGUACCGGCACUACCGUUCCGUGCCAAUGGCCAGUCCCGAGCCAACCAAACAACCCUGCUGGGAAGAUCUGGGCCGGUCCCCUCCCCCCUGCCUGUUUGGCCCUCAGAAUGUUGAUGUGACUCGAGAUCCAGAGGAGGCCCUGGACACAGUGCCAGACCAUUAUUAAGCACACUGAGUAUUAAAAGAAUCCCACUUCC
This is a messenger RNA of Eublepharis macularius, 1653 nucleotides long. RefSeq names its product 6-phosphofructo-2-kinase/fructose-2,6-biphosphatase 1 (gene PFKFB1). The transcript is spliced from 15 exons. Bases 75 to 1622 code for a protein of 515 amino acids. The record is from RefSeq and is a predicted model, not a curated record. Gene Ontology annotation, biological process: fructose 2,6-bisphosphate metabolic process; fructose metabolic process. Lineage: Eukaryota; Metazoa; Chordata; Lepidosauria; Squamata; Eublepharidae. Gene Ontology annotation, molecular function: 6-phosphofructo-2-kinase activity; ATP binding; fructose-2,6-bisphosphate 2-phosphatase activity. Gene Ontology annotation, cellular component: cytosol; 6-phosphofructo-2-kinase/fructose-2,6-biphosphatase complex.